Exophiala spinifera is the source of this 981-nucleotide messenger RNA. RefSeq lists its product as uncharacterized. The transcript is spliced from 4 exons. Gene Ontology annotation, biological process: mitochondrial phosphate ion transmembrane transport. Gene Ontology annotation, cellular component: mitochondrial inner membrane. Gene Ontology annotation, molecular function: phosphate transmembrane transporter activity. The coding region runs from base 1 to 981 and encodes 326 amino acids. Lineage: Eukaryota; Fungi; Ascomycota; Eurotiomycetes; Chaetothyriales; Herpotrichiellaceae. The record is from RefSeq and is a predicted model, not a curated record.
AUGGCUGCUACUCUCCCUCCGUCCUCUACUGGCUCGACCAAGCUCGAUGCCGCAGUGCAGGUUGCAAAGGCCAACGAGCCUCAGAAGCUCUCUGGUUUCGGCCUCUACAGCAGAUUCGCCUUCGCUGGUGCUGUCUGCUGCGCCGUCACCCACGGUGGCCUCACUCCCGUCGAUGUCGUCAAGACGAGAAUCCAGCUCGACCCCGUCACAUACAACAAUGGCAUGAUCGGAGGCUUCCGAAAAGUCAUUGCAAAUGAGGGCGCAGGCGCUCUGCUCACCGGUGUUGGCCCUACCUUUGCAGGUUACUUCCUGCAAGGUGCCUUCAAGUUCGGCGGAUACGAGUUCUUCAAGCAACAGUUCAUCAACCAGCUUGGCUACGAAACCGCCGCCAACAACCGAACCGCCGUCUACCUCGCCUCCUCCGCCGCCGCCGAGUUCUUCGCCGAUAUUGCCCUCUGCCCUCUCGAAGCCACCCGUAUUCGUCUCGUGUCGGAGCCCACCUUCGCCUCUGGUCUCGUGUCUGGUUUCAGCAAGAUUGCAAAGACCGAGGGUUUCGGUGCUUUCUACAGCGGUUUUGGUCCCAUCUUGUUCAAGCAGGUUCCCUACACCAUGGCCAAGUUCGUCGUCUACGAGAAGGUCGCUGAGGCCGUCUACCGAUCCGUCGACAAGAACACUGCCUCGGACGGAACCAAGACCAUCAUCAACUUGGGAUCUGGUUUGAUUGCCGGUUUCGCUGCUGCCAUUGUCUCCCAACCCGCCGAUACCAUGCUGUCCAAGAUCAACAAGACCAAGGGUCUCCCCGGUGAGAGCACCACUAGCCGACUGGUCAAGAUCGCCAAGGAACUCGGUCUCCGUGGUAGCUACGCUGGUAUUGGUGCUCGUUUGUUCAUGGUUGGUACCUUGACUGCUGGUCAAUUCGCCAUCUACGGUGACAUCAAGCGUGUCCUUGGAGCCACUGGUGGUGUUGAAAUUGCCAAAUAA